This is a messenger RNA of Vitrella brassicaformis, 703 nucleotides long. NCBI's taxonomy places the organism in Eukaryota, Vitrellaceae. The record is from the annotation of a GenBank genome assembly.
CAUGGCUGCAGGCAAAGUGGUGGCCGUCUGCAUCGCAAUGGCCCUGUGCGACAUCAUCGGCCGCCGACCCCUACUGCUCUUCUCCCUCUUCAUGAUGACCGUCAGCUACGGUCACCUCGGCGUCACGCCCUACUUCCUCACACUCAAGGAGUAUCGAUCGGAAAAACGCGCCAUGCCAUUCAGAUACUUCGCCCUGGUGGCCUUCAUCCUUCUGUGCUCGGCAUUCUCUCUCGGCAUGGGGCCGAUGGAAAACGUCGUGGGCGCCGAGGUCCUGCCCCUGAAGCUGCGGGCGAAGGGCAACGCCGUGCUGACGCUGCUGAACCGGGUGACGGUGGCUCUCCUGACUUUCUACUUCCUCUCUCUGAAGGAGGCCAUCGGCUUCUCAACCACCAUGUACAUCUUUGCCGGUGUGUGCCUGGCUGGCGUGUUGUGGGUGCACCUGUUCGUGCCGGAGACGGCCAACUAUCUGCUGGAGGAGGGGCAGUACCUGGCGCGGCGGCAGAGCACCCAGACGUUCAGGCAGCUGUCCCGCUCGCUGACAGGCCUCUCUCGUACACUGACGAUUCUCUCGGGUGCUGGUGGUGGUGGUGCAUCGCCGCGAUAGGAGAGAUAGAUGAUUGAUUGGUGCAUAGGCCAUGUGCAUGUGACAUUUGCAUCAGUUUGACCUCAAGGGCGAUGGAUAGUAUCUUCGGACGUCGUCCUU